AACCCUAUCAUAGCUACUAGUCAAAACAGUUCGAGGGACAACUACGAUGCAUUCUAUGAAUUUGAGAACAGCUGGUCAGUCAAAGCAAUGCGCCUAGGUCCAAAUAUUGCAUGCAGUGAGCGGAGAGGCGAUGAUCUUGCAAAGGCGGUGUUUAUUGUGCUUUGUGCUGUCGCAUGGCUGCGGGUCCAGGGUGAUCGGGCCUGCAUCAAUGGCUUGGGACUCACAUUCACCUUAUUCAAAACAACAGCACAUUGUAUGCCAUGCUCGCAUUGAUGCUACUGGCGAUCCGCGACUCGGCCGAGUCUGUUCUGCAGUAGCGCGAUUUGCAGCUCGCUACCUCAUGGUCGCGCUGGACCGAUUCCUAAAAUAGAAACCAUUGGAUUGAUACUUCCGGAAAUUGUUUUUGUAAUGACGGCC
Molecule: messenger RNA, 417 nt
Organism: Linderina pennispora
Lineage: Eukaryota; Fungi; Kickxellomycota; Kickxellomycetes; Kickxellales; Kickxellaceae
Exons: 1
Coding region: 131-370 (79 amino acids)
Source: RefSeq, a predicted model, not a curated record